AGAGCGACUACUUAUCCGUUACCCCAGAAUCUGUUGAAUCUGUGGGGACUCACUGGCAAUUGUUUAUCAAACUCCCACAAUUAUACUUCUCUAGACUCCCACGUAUAUCAUCUUCAAGAUAAAUGAAAUAUGCGAGGACUACGUAUCAAUCAUAGCCGUCUUGCCGCACAGUCAUCACGAAGACUACCCUGCCAACUCCAGCAACGCUACGCCAGCUCGGCAUCGCACGGACAUGGAGAGCACGGCGAACACGGCCAUGGACACCCAGCGCCUGUCAAUGAGCCUUUAGGUAAAUCAUUCUACUUUACCAUCGCCGCCGUUCCGUUAAGUUACCUUCUAUACGUAUUAUCCAGGGGCGCCCAGGAGGACGGCAAGACUGGCCAACAAACAAAGCCACUAUUUACGCGCGUCAUCGACUCGUACUCGGACUACAAGGAACGUUGGGUCACGCGGAAUACUUUGCAUACGAAUAUGAUGGAGCAAGCGGCGUUUGACCGGAACUUGUUCCAGAGCGCGCCAAAGAGCAAGGCAGUGGACUUGCGAUUUCCCGAAGUAUUUAAUACCGGAUCCCCAUACAAUGUCCCUGCCGGGAACGGCGGCGGUAACAUUGACGAAUUAAUCGCGCAUUACGAAAAGAAGAAUUAUGAAGAUAAUGAACGGAAACUGCGGGCUCUGCAGGAAGGGAAAGUUGUGCCGCGCAAUUGAGACACGGGCGUAUUAUUUUACCACUUAGUCCUUGAUUUUCUGUUUAGCUUUCUCCGGUUUUGAACUAUAUUAUGAUGGAGCCUCUGCAUUCUGCGACUUGGUUUAAUUAGACUAGCACUUUGUAUCUAUUCGCCGACCUGAUUUUCACAAGAUAGGUAUAAACAAUAUCAUCUCGCA
Molecule: messenger RNA, 882 nt
Organism: Xylona heveae TC161
Lineage: Eukaryota; Fungi; Ascomycota; Xylonomycetes; Xylonales; Xylonaceae
Exons: 3
Coding region: 130-705 (191 amino acids)
Cellular component (GO): mitochondrion
Source: RefSeq, a predicted model, not a curated record